CGUAGUAACUUUCUGCUGCACAGAUGCACUAACUGACAGCAUAGAAAAAGGAUGCAUAUGUGCAUUAACGUGCAAAACACAUAUUUAUGAAACGCGAAACGAUGUUAUUGGUUAUGACGUAGCAGUUUCUAAAUAAAGAUCAUAUACAACCGAAGGAGAAGGAUCAUAGUCUUAAAUUUUUUACCGUUUUUCUUAAGAAUCUAAACAAAAAAAUGAGUUUGUGGGUAGAUAAAUAUAGGCCAACUACAUUUUCUAAAUUAGAUUAUCAUAAGGAACAAGCAGAAUAUCUUAAAAAUAUGGUACAUAAAGGAGACUUUCCACAUUUGUUAAUAUAUGGACCAUCUGGAGCUGGAAAAAAAACUCGUAUAAUGUGUAUUUUGAAAGAAUUAUAUGGUUCUGGAGUUGAAAGAUUACGAAUGGAAAAUAUGCAGUUUGAGACUCCUUCUAAAAAAAAAUUAGAAAUAAUGACUAUAAGCAGUAAUUAUCACAUAGAAGUAAAUCCCAGCGACGUAAAUAUAUACGAUAAAGUUGUUGUAAUGGAUUUAGUAAAAAUGACAGCACAAACUCAUCAAAUUGAUCCGACCGGACAAAGAGAGUUUAAAGUGAUUUUAUUAACAAAUGUGGAUCAACUUACAAGGGAUGCUCAACAUGCACUACGUAGAACCAUGGAAAAAUAUAUUGCUACUUGCAGAUUAAUUCUUUGUGCAAAUUCUAUAUCUCGUGUAUCACCAGCUAUUCGAUCUCGAUGUCUAGGAAUACGUGUUCCUGCACCAUCGAUAACAGAAAUUAAAUCUAUUUUACAAUCAGUUUGUAAACGGGAAAGUCUAACUUUGCCAGAUGAAUUAGCUACCAGAAUUGCUAAUUUUAGUGGAAGAAAUCUUAGAAGGGCAAUAUUAAUGCUUGAAGCUUGUAAAGUUGAACAGUACCCAUUUACUGCAAAUCAAAAUAUUUCAGAACCUGAUUGGCAAACAUUUAUUCGUACUACGGCUAAUAUGAUGAUAACAGAACAAACUCCUAAAAAGCUAUUAGAUAUUAGAAAAAGACUUUAUGAAUUAUUAACGCAUUUAAUACCUUGUGAUGUAAUUUUUAAAGGACUGUUACAAGAAUGUAUCAAAAAUUGUGAUCUUCAAUUAAAAAGUGAAAUUACAUUCAUAGCUGCUGAAUAUGAGCAUAGAAUGCUAAAUGGAUCUAAACCUAUUUUUCACUUAGAAGCUUUUAUUGCUAGAUUUAUGGCUAUAUAUAAAAAAUUUAUGGAUUCGUCGCUUGAAGAUUUCGUAUGAUUUUAAAAAU
Vespa crabro (European hornet) is the source of this 1290-nucleotide messenger RNA. RefSeq names its product replication factor C subunit 3 (gene RfC38). Lineage: Eukaryota; Metazoa; Arthropoda; Insecta; Hymenoptera; Vespidae. The record is from RefSeq and is a predicted model, not a curated record. Gene Ontology annotation, molecular function: DNA clamp loader activity; DNA binding; ATP hydrolysis activity. The transcript has 6 exons. Gene Ontology annotation, cellular component: nucleus; DNA replication factor C complex. The coding region runs from base 213 to 1280 and encodes 355 amino acids. Gene Ontology annotation, biological process: DNA repair; DNA-templated DNA replication.